Molecule: messenger RNA, 5305 nt
Organism: Triticum dicoccoides
Lineage: Eukaryota; Viridiplantae; Streptophyta; Magnoliopsida; Poales; Poaceae
Exons: 2
Coding region: 1840-2961 (373 amino acids)
Source: RefSeq, a predicted model, not a curated record
UUAACCUACAUGGGCUAGCUGAAGAAGAAGGGGACCAACUUGGGAAGAAAGAAGAAAACAAGGAGGGCUAAACAAGGAGAAUGCAGAUCUGAUCGAGAGGGGUAAAAUCCCCAGCCAUCUUCUUCGAUCCCCUUAGGCCUGGCAUCUCUAUCUCCCUCACCCUACUUCUCCACCUCCGGCCGCCGCCACGGCCAGGCCGGCGUGGUGGUCUGCCUCCCACCUCAUCACCAUCUCCAUCCACCACUCCCCGAAACCAUCCAUCUCCACCGUCCGUGCCAAGCACCACCAGCACCACUCCAUCUCCACCGCGCCUUCACCAUCACCUCGCGCGCCCUACCAGACGCGGUGGUCUGGUGCCUCGCGCGACCUCUCCCUCCAGCCGGCGCGCCUCUCCCUGCUGUUUCCCCAACUUCUUCUUCCCUUUGCUGCUCCUCCACCUCUCCUCGUCCCCCAAACUGCUUGCUGCUUCUCCUUCUAUGAACCCUUGCUGCUACUGCCGCUUCUUCUUGCGCCCUCCGUUGCUGCUGCUCUCUUCUCCCACGUCUUUGCUGCUGCUCCUCUUCUUGCGUCCCUGCUGAUUCCUCUCCUUCCCCUCGCUGCUGCUCCUCCUUCUCUCCAAAACUGCUGCUGCUCCCUCUCCCAUGAACCUGCUGCUGCUCUUCUCUCCUUGCUGCUCCUAGUUCUUCUCUGAACUAAAACUGCUGCUGCUUCUCUCCUCUCUUACUUCUUGCAAAUUUCUGAAAACUGCUAGGUGAACCUUGUGUAAUAUUCAGAUUUGUGCCUUGAGAUGCUUAUGUAAUAUUCAGAUUUGAAGUGUACUUGCAAUCUGCUGUUUGCUCUGUUUAAGUACUUGUAUAAUAUAGUGUAUGUGUUUUGAGAUCUGACUAGUUGAGGCUUUGUUACUUUGAGAGAUACUUGAUCUAUCAUAUUUUGGUUUUGUCAAUUGGUAUUCUGCUAGUAUGUGUGUGUGUGUGUGUGUGUAAUUCAUCAAAAAUAUUGUUGUGUGCUGAUGAUUAAUGUCCAGUUUACUGUUCCUGCGAUAUAUACAUAUGUGUGUUUGUGAUGUGAUACAUAUAUACCUGUGAUUUUAUUUUGUAGUGAGACUGCUCUUUGUGAAGUCAGAGGUAUGAUUGUUUUUAAUCUCAAGUUCAAUGUGCUAGCUAUGCACCAGUGACAUAUGUGACAUGUAUAUGUGAUGUGAAACAAUUGUAUGCUGUCCCUAAUCUUGUUCCUUCUGCGUGUCUUAUACUUGCUAGUUUUAUAUACAUAUAUGUGUUCUUGUCUUGUUAGUUCCCUUUGUUGAAGUUGUCCCCCUGUAGUUUUUAUUUCUCAAGUUCUAGGAAAACACCAAAAAGAUAGUAAGUAAUAUCUGAACCUCCCUUUGCUAUUUUGCAUUUUCUUUGUGGAUUAUCUUCGGGAACAAUCAUUGUUAGUUUAGAUUCUUAUUUUCUGCAUUUAUCUCUUAAAAUUGUGCUUCCUAGCUUUAGCCGAGCAUAGUCGUCGUCGCCUAGUCCCUGUGGAGAACACGACAUCCGUAGUUUGGGGCGUAAAAACCCCGCUAUACUUUCAAUUGAUCAUUUUGGCGCCGUUGCCGAGGACUAGCGUCGAGCGUUUGUGUGAGGCUUUAGACUAGGUUUAGCUUGUUUCCUUUUUGUGCUUUAUAUAUUUGUGAUAUAUCUCUAGCCACUAACCCCUGUUCUAGUUAGUAUCUUUUUGUCUUCUUUUCCUUUUUGCAGGUUGGAUUAUCCUCUCGGUUAUGGCUUACUAUUCAGAUCAUCAGGCUUAUGCGAGCAACACUACAAACAACACGAAAAGUGUUCAAGAACUGAUAGUAAUCAUAUGCAGGGAUUUAGGUACAAUGAGGAGAGCCACAACUAUGCACCACAACAAUUCCAUUCAGCUCCUACUCAUAUACCACAACACCAGGAGAUGUGUCCAAUGGAGUUAAAUGGUCCUCCAUUUGGUCAACCAACAACUCCAGCACCUGUUGUGCAAUCUCUUGUGCAAGUGCCCACACAAGAUGAGUUAGAUGACAUAGACAAGCUCACACUUUUGAGUCUCGAGUUCACUUGGAGUGCCGAGGAUGAUCCUAUUAGGAAGGUUAUACUAGAGGAAAUGAAGAAGAUUAAGAGUGGAAAGGAGCUAGUGGAAGAAGUAAGGAAGAUUGAGAAGAACAUCAACGCUGGCAGCACUAUUUCUUCACAACUUGAGUUGAGUGUGGCUGAGAUAUCCAUGGAUACAUGUGAGGUUCCAACACCUUCACAUUUCGUUGAGCAAGAUAGCAAGUGCCUUGAGCAAGAGAUACCUCAGAUUGUAGAAGAUGAACUAGAAGACAAGGAACAAGAUGGUCAAGAGCUGCAAUUCCCAAGUGAUCAAGUUGAAGACUCAUCAUCUAUUACUCCUGAAGAAGUACAAGAAGCUGCUGUAGAUGAAGAUGAAGAACAUGAGAUUCAUUGGCCUAUUAUCAUACAUGAGCAUGAUGUGUCAGGUUUACUCAAUCCUCUUGAUGACAUGAUGCCUUGUGAUUUCUUUGCUACUACCUUGCAUUACAUGAUACCAUCACUUAAGAUUGAUUUGAAAAAUCAUUUACUUGGAUAUGAUGAUAUAUACCCUGUUAGUGGCAUUACUCUCAUUUGUGAUGAUCAUAGUUACUUUCCUCGUGCUAGUCCUAUGCUAAAUGAAACAUAUCAUUCCCAUGCUAGUCUUGAGCUUAAUGAUAAAUAUCAUCCUCAUGUUAGUGUUGACCUUGCUGAUUUCUACCAUCCUAAACAUGUGCUUUAUAGCUAUGCUUAUGUAAUUGGAUAUUCGAUUGAUGACUUGGAGGGUAUUAUCCCUACCACUUGCAUUGUCUCUUUGGUUGAGUGCUCUUUCAGGUUGUUGCUUGUGCACGAUCCACUACAUGCUGACCAGGUUCGAGGUGACAUUCCUUGGGAUCCUGGUGGAGUCAGAGCAUGGCGAUGAGGAGAAGCAAUGGGGCACACAUAUGGAAGAGUGAAGCUGGAGCAUCCAUGAGGAAGCAAGGGAGAAGAGCUGCAGCUGGUGAGGUGAUCGAGCGAGUGCUACAUGAUCAAAGCCCGGUGAGCUGUUUCAUGACCCAUUCCUAGUAUACCAUCCAUUGAUACACGCUGAAAUCAAAUGUUAUUUGGGUUGCUUAAGCCAUGUCUUAAAUGUUGCCCCACUGAAUUUUACUUGACAUAUGGUGCUUGAUGAGAAUAUGUGAACUGAGUGUUGAAUGCCUGGUAAACUAGUGAUCUAUACAAUGCUUGCUUUGCUGAAAGUAGUGGAAGUUAUUAGUUUUGAGUGCUCAAAUCCCUAGUAUACUAGAAAACUUAAUCAUUUUCUGCUUUUAACUCGAUACACCUAGAUCACCACGUUUAGAUGCUGAAUUUGUGCUAAGUGUGUUCCCAUUGAGAGCAAUCACCUAACCACUAUGGAUUAGCAUGCUAUGUUCCCUGGAUCGGUAGCACGUGAACCAGACAUGGAGAAGUGAUGAUUCCUAUUUCUGUGCUUAUGUGUUGUUCAUUUAAGAUAAGUAAUAAUGAAUAAAUAAGUCUGACUACCUACAGUAGCAUGUCAUGUUCCCGGGAUCGGUGGCAUGUGAAAUCGGGUUAGCUUGGGCAGUAAUUAAUAAUAAAAAAAUGUAAUUGUCGAACCAGGUGUAUACCAUGUUCUCGGGAUCGGUGGUAUGUUCCUUUGGGGAGACAAACAAAAAAAAACUAAUAAUUGGUCGAGCCAGGUGUAUACCAUGUUCUCGGGAUCGGUGGUAUGUUCCUAUGGUGAGACUAAUAAUAAUAUAAUCAUUGCUUUAUCUCUGUAAAUAAGUGAUUUGAUCACAAGAUUUAAUUCCAGUUCAUUUUGUUCUUGGGAUCAUGCUCUCUUUAGGAACCUUUGGCACAAUCAUCAUUUGAACUUGUUGAUCCACUUUUAUCAUUGUAAAAGUUUAAAAUGAUUGAGUCUACUAGUAUCCUACUGCUUUGAAGCACUCCUGACCAUUGAUUUUCACUAGCAAAGUUCAAAGCAUGCUUUGUUUGGAGAUCUACUUCACUUGGCAUUCUCUAGUCAGCUCACUGUUCACAAUCUUGCUCUUGUCAUGUUUCUUUGCUUGAGGACAAGCAAAGAUUUAAGUGUGGGGGAACUUGAUAGAGUAUUUCCUCAUAUAAUAUUUUUAGCCUUCUUGCAUCAAAUUGUAAUUAUAUUUUCACAUUAUUUACUCGAAAGAUAUUCAAAUACUCAUAUUAUGUCACAUUUACAACACUACUCCAUCUUUUGCAGAAAAGGGCGAUAAGGCCCAAAUCCUUCUAUAUUGGAGUGUCUAAGAGGUUGCGGUUGCUGCAUUUUGCAGAGGGACUCGAGUGUGAAGAAGAAUUAACCUACAGGGGCUAGCUGAAGAAGAAGGGGACCAACUUGGGAAGAAAGAAGAAAACAAGGAGGGCUAAACAAGGAGAAUGCAGAUCUGAUCGAGAGGGGUAAAAUCCCCAGCCAUCUUCUUCGAUCCCCUUAGGCCUGGCAUCUCUAUCUCCCUCACCCUACUUCUCCACCUCCGGCCGCCGCCACGGCCAGGCCGGCGUGGUGGUGCGCCUCCCACCUCAUCACCAUCUCCAUCCACCACUCCCCGAAGCCAUCCAUCUCCACCGUCCGCGCCAAGCACCACCAGCACCACUCCAUCUCCACCGCGCCUUCACCAUCACCUCGCGCGCCCUACCAGACGCGGUGGUCUGGUGCCUCGCGCGACCUCUCCCUCCAGCCGGCGUGCCUCUCCCUGCUGUUUCCCCAACUUCUUCUUCCCUUUGCUGCUCCUCCACCUCUCCUCGUCCCCCAAACUGCUUGCUGCUUCUCCUUCUAUGAACCCUUUCUGCUGCUGCCGCUUCUUCUUGCGCCCUCCACUGUUGCUGCUCUCUUCUCCCACGUCUUUGCUGCUGCUCCUGUUCUUGCGUCCCUGCUGAUUCCUCUCCUUCCCCUCGCUGCUGCUCCUCCUCUCCAAAACUGCUGCUGCUCCCUCUCCCAUGAACCUGCUGCUGCUCUUCUCUCCUUGCUGCUCCUAGUUCUUCUCUGAACUAAAACUGCUGCUGCUUCUCUCCUCUCUUACUUCUUGCAAAUUUCUGAAAACUGCUAGGUGAACCUUGUGUAAUAUUCAGAUUUGUGCCUUGAGAUGCUUAUGUAAUAUUCAGAUUUGAAGUGUACUUGCAAUCUGCUGUUUGCUCUGUUUAAGUACUUGUAUAAUAUAGUGUAUGUGUUUUGAGAUCUGACUAGUUGAGGCUUUGUUACUUUGAGAGAUACUUGAUCUAUCAUAUUUUGGUUUUGUCAA